Cladophialophora carrionii CBS 160.54 is the source of this 1563-nucleotide messenger RNA. RefSeq lists its product as uncharacterized. Gene Ontology annotation, molecular function: ATP binding; tetrahydrofolylpolyglutamate synthase activity; dihydrofolate synthase activity. Bases 1 to 1563 code for a protein of 520 amino acids. Gene Ontology annotation, biological process: folic acid-containing compound biosynthetic process. The record is from RefSeq and is a predicted model, not a curated record. The transcript has a single exon. Gene Ontology annotation, cellular component: cytosol; mitochondrion; cytoplasm. Lineage: Eukaryota; Fungi; Ascomycota; Eurotiomycetes; Chaetothyriales; Herpotrichiellaceae.
AUGAUCACCCUCGGUCUCCAAAGGAUCACCCAGCUCCUAAGUCCGUUACUCAAUGCUAACCCGAGUCUACCCUGGAAAGCCGUCCAUAUUGCCGGGACGAACGGCAAAGGCAGCGUUGCAGCUCUAGUCUCGACAUUCCUCGGCCACUUGGGCUACCGAGUUGGACGGUUCACGUCUCCUCACAUCAUUGACCGAUGGGACUGUAUCACGAUCAAUAGAAAUGUCGUCGAUCGCGCCAAGUACCUUCUAAUCGAGCAGCAGUUCCGUGACCGCAGUCUCAAGGAGAACAUCGGAGCCAGCGAGUUCGAGAUCCUCACUGCGUCUGCUUUCCAGCUAUUUACGAACGAAAAGGUCGACGUUGCAGUGAUUGAGUGCGGCCUGGGUGGACGAGAAGAUGCGACGAAUGUUCUCAGGCCGGCUGAUGUGAUCCUGAGUGUUAUCACAAAGGUGGGCCUGGAUCAUACCGAGUUCCUCGGCGACACGAUCGAAGCCAUUGCGGCUGAGAAAGCCGGCAUCUUCAAGCCCGGCGUGCCUGUCGUCGUGGACCAGAGCAAUGAGAAAAGUGUCCUUGAAGUAGUUGCAAAGCAGCUCAAGAAGCUUGGUUGGGGGAGAGAUGGGCAAGCUGGCGUGUACCUCUCUCUCGAGGAACGGCGAGGAGAGUUGGACAGUGUCAUCAGACAAUUGAGAAUGGCAAGCCACCAAGCGCAGAACCUCUAUACUGCCUGGUCUGCUUUUCGACAUGUGGAAAAUAGUCUCGGUGUUAGGCACUCUAGCAGCCAGCCUCCACCAAGAAGGGAUCACCAACUAGGGCCAGCAACAACAGACUGGGCCCCCGCAAAGGCACAAAAUGACCGCAUGAUCUCCGGAGUCGUGCCUUCCCAACCUGAAUCAACGAUGGCGUCCCUCGAGAGGCUCAUCGUCGAGGCACAGUCAAGCCUGCCAGGACGUCUCCAGUGGCUUACACUACCCCGGGGGCUCCUCCCCCAAGAUAUCGCAGACACAGAAAUCCUCGGACAUGGCCCUCCCAUCGACAGGAGAGUCCUUCUCGACGGAGCUCACAAUGCACAAUCGGCCGCCGCUCUGGUGGAGUUUGUCGACAACAACGUACGCUCCGACCAUUCAACCGUGCAGCCAGAUCAGUCCAAACCCGUGACUUGGCUCCUGGCGGUCAAGAAAGACAAGGACGUGGACAAGAUUCUGUCGGUACUGCUCAAGCCUCACGACAACGUCAUUACAUGCGCUUUCGGCCCCGUGGACGGCAUGCCCUGGGUGAAGCCGAUGCCCGCGAGCGAUCUGGCAGCCAGGGCGAGCAAGUUUACGGACGGCGUGGUGAAGGCUUCGCCUGAUGACGGAACAAUACCCGACGACAAUAACCAUGGAGACCUCCACAACGCUUACAUUGCCAAAGCGGUCCAAGAAGCCGUUCGGACAGCUGCCGCUGCCGCUGCAGCGGACGGAAGGGAUCGCCAUCGCCGACUCUGCAUCACCGGCAGCUUGUACUUGGUAGGCGAUGUUCUGAGAUGUGUCAGGAACGCUGGCGGGUCUAUUUACGGGAAUCAAUAG